AUGGCUGAUACUGCCGAUCUCCCCGAGCGCAAGCCUCGCAAAUCCGUCGCGUUCUCCGAAGGCGCCACAAUUGUCGACAGCAACGGCGAAAUCACCGAGUCGAUAGAUAUCAACGGGGGUAAGUCUUCCGCCGAGAGCCACGCCUCAGGGGCGCCUCCGGCGGACGACAAGGAAGUCGAAGAGGUGACUGACAUGUUUGCGGACCUCGCGAAGAAGAAGAAGAAGAAGAAGUCGACCAAGAAGAAGGAGGGCGAGGAUGAGGACGCACCCGAAGGCGACUUCGCUGCGCUCAAGAAAAAGAAGAAGUCCAGCAAGAAGAAGGUCGAGGACGAUUUCGAGGCUAAGCUCGCCGCUGCUGGAGGUGACAAAGGCGAGGGUGAGGACGAAGAGGCCGCCGCGCCUGAACCCGAAGUUCAAGAGGGAGACAUGAUGAAGGGCACUGGCAUCUGGCAACACGAGUCGACAACCCCGAUCUCGUACAACCUCCUCCUCAACCGCUUCUUCACGCUUCUCCACUCGCAACAUCCUGACCUCGCGAGCUCAGGCACCAAGAGCUACAAGAUCCCGCCACCGCAGUGUCUCCGUGAAGGCAACAAGAAGACCAUCUUCGCCAACAUUGCUGAGAUUUGCAAGAGGAUGAAGCGUACCGAUGAGCACGUUACGCAGUUCCUGUUCGCUGAGUUGGGAACCAGCGGUUCCGUUGACGGAUCAAGACGUUUGGUGAUCAAGGGUCGCUUCCAGCAGAAGCAGAUUGAGAACGUGCUCAGGCGGUAUAUUGUCGAAUACGUUACUUGCAAGACGUGCCGUUCGCCUGACACCGAUCUCUCCAAGGGUGAGAACCGUCUCAACUUCGUCACGUGCAACAGCUGCGGAUCUCGACGAUCGGUCCAAGCCAUUAAGACUGGUUUCUCUGCGCAGAUUGGAAAGCGAAGGAGAAUGGUUGGUUAG
Messenger RNA from Cucurbitaria berberidis CBS 394.84, 948 nucleotides. Its product is annotated as eukaryotic translation initiation factor-like protein 2 subunit beta. Bases 1 to 948 code for a protein of 315 amino acids. The transcript is spliced from 5 exons. Gene Ontology annotation, cellular component: eukaryotic translation initiation factor 2 complex. Gene Ontology annotation, biological process: translational initiation; formation of cytoplasmic translation initiation complex; formation of translation preinitiation complex. Lineage: Eukaryota; Fungi; Ascomycota; Dothideomycetes; Pleosporales; Cucurbitariaceae. Gene Ontology annotation, molecular function: mRNA binding; translation initiation factor binding; translation initiation factor activity. The record is from RefSeq and is a predicted model, not a curated record.